AUGAGGUUAACUUUGCGUUUGUUGUCUUCUACAGUUAAUAAAACACCUUUUUAUGUCUCCACACCUAUAUUUUACGUGAACGCUGCACCACAUCUGGGCCACUUAUAUACAGCGCUGGUUGCAGAUGCCAUUCAGAGAUUUGAGAAACUUGUCAACCCUAACACCCAGGUCAUAUUUAGUACAGGUACAGACGAACAUGGCACAAAAAUACAGCAGGCGGCCUCUAAAGCCAAGAUGUCCCCAUCAGAAUAUUGUACCAAUAUAUCUAAUGAAUACAGGGGCCUGUUCAAAGAGUUUGAUGUCGAAUACACUGAUUUCAUACGCACCACUGAAGAGAGGCACAAGAUUGCUGUCAAGCAUUUUUGGAGCAAGUUAAUGAAGCAAGAUUAUAUAUACAAGUCAAAAUACAAUGGUUGGUAUAGUGUAAACGAUGAAGCAUUUGUACCUGAGACACAUGUCAAGGAUGAAAUAAGGAAUGGUGAACAGGUGAAAGUAUCGAUUGAGUCAGGCCACAAAGUUGAAUGGACAGAGGAGACCAACUAUAUGUUCAGGCUUAGUGCAUUCAAAACCCAUCUUCAGGAAUGGCUAAAAAAUGACGGAGUUAUAACACCUGCCAAGUUUCAGAGACAACUACAAGAAAUGUUGCACAAUGACGUGUACUUUCCCGACAUAUCAGUGAGCAGGCCGACCAGCAGGGUCCAUUGGGCUAUACCAGUGCCUGGUGACGAGGAGCAGAGUAUAUAUGUAUGGUUGGACGCUCUUAUAAACUACCUAUCGGUGAUCGGGUACCCUGAUGAGGAGGCCAUGAAGCUGAGGGGCAGACCCUGGCCUGCUGAUGUACAGGUAGUCGGCAAGGACAUACUCAAGUUCCACGGCAUCUACUGGCCAGCGUUUCUAAUGGCGAUAAAAUGGCAUCCGCCACGUAGGCUGGUGUGUCAUUCCCACUGGACUGUGGACGGCAGCAAAAUGUCCAAGUCUUUGGGUAACGUGGUCUGCCCGCGGUCAACCCACGUGGGCAACGAGGCGCUCCGGUACCUCCUGCUUAGGGAGGCGACGAUGGCUACUGAUGCUAAUUAUAGUGAAUCAAAACUAAUUAAUGUAGCGAAUUCGGAGUUAGCCGACACGUUAGGUAACCUAGCUUCCCGUUGUUGUGGCGCGGUGCUGAACCCUCGCAGUGAGCACCCCCCUCUCCACGCAGCGGAGUUCGCGUCACUCGCCACUGACCAACACGCCACUCUACUCAUACAGCACGUUGAGGAACUACCAGAAUUAGCUCGCCUACACUACAGAAACUACCACUUCUAUAAGGCAGUGGAUGCCGUCAUCAAAGUACUCCAUCUCGCCAAUCUGUUCUUCGAAACGCACAAACCUUGGGAACUUCGCAAAAAGCCUGAACUACAGAAAGAACUAGAUGUCAUAUUACACAUAACUAUGGAGACCCUCAGGAUAUGCGGAAUUAUUUUACAGCCAAUAAUUCCCGCUAUGACUUGUAAAUUAUUAGAUAAACUACAUAUUAGUAAGGAUUGUAGAAGCUGGCAACACUGUGAGACGCCAUCUUGGAGAAUAAAAGGCGCCAUUUAUGAAACGAAGAAGAUUCAAAGCGGGAAAUUUGUUUUGUUUCAAAGGAUUUAUGAAAAGAAAAAUGUUGAGAAGAAAAAAGUCAAUGUGUAA
Molecule: messenger RNA, 1671 nt
Organism: Arctia plantaginis
Lineage: Eukaryota; Metazoa; Arthropoda; Insecta; Lepidoptera; Erebidae
Source: the annotation of a GenBank genome assembly